AUGCUUGUAAAUAAGAAUGGUUCAAAUAUUAGUAUACUACGAAAGAAACAAAAUGGAAGGUUUGUGAUUGAGGAAUCUAUUGAAUUUAGAGCUUGUAGUAUUUUUGGAUAUAUGACUGAUGAUGGACAGUGUUUGAUUACUUGGGAUGUAAAUUCAAAAGAAAUUCAGAUCAGAAAAUAUCAGGAGAAAUGA
Messenger RNA from Paramecium primaurelia, 192 nucleotides. Lineage: Eukaryota; Ciliophora; Oligohymenophorea; Peniculida; Parameciidae. The record is from the annotation of a GenBank genome assembly.